AUGGUGUCAAAACCUGUAAGUAACGAAAAAAAUCAAAAAGAAAAAGAAGAACACAAAAAGAAAACUCCGCCUGGAAUAGUUUCACGGUUACUAUUCUUUUGGACAUUUUCAUUAUUUUACAAUGGAAAUAGACGUGACUUGGAAGAUGAUGACUUAGUGCCUGCGAAAAGUAUAUACGACUCAAAAACAGUUGGAGAUAAACUGGAAAGAAAAUGGUUAGAAGAAGAGGCAAAAGCAAAAGCAUCUGGGCGUCAAGCUUCUUUUGCGAAGGUACUUUUCAAAACUUUCUUCUGGAGCUACAUCCCGGGGGGCAUCAUGCAGUUAUUGUACGUUGGUCUAAGGACUGGUACACCGUUGCUGUUCGCCGAGCUUCUAAACUACUGGUCAGUAAACUCCACCAUGACUCAGGAUCGCGCUGCUAUAUUUGCUGGUAGCAUGGUUUUAGCAAAUUUAGCCUCAGCAUUCUUUAAUCACCACGGGAACUUUUAUUGUCAGCAAUUCGGCAUGAAAUUAAGAAUUGCUACGAGUACUUUAAUGUUUAGAAAGAUAAUGCGCAUGAACAACGGAUCUUUAGGACAAACGACGGCCGGAAAAGUAGUUAAUAUACUAUCAAAUGAUCUGCAACGCUUCGAUUUGGCGUUCCUCUUCCUCCAUUAUGUUUGGAUCAUACCUCUACAACUCGCGGCCGUUAUAUAUUUGGGAUACGUACAGGCUGGCUAUGCGUCACUCAUCGGUCUUGCUGCAUUAAUACUAAUAGCACUACCCAUUCAAGGUUAUCUAGGGCAAUUGGUCGGAAAGGUUAGAUUCCGAACAGCUGAAAAAACUGACGAGAGAAUCAAGGUUAUGAGCGAAGUCAUAAAUGGAAUACAGGUUAUAAAAAUGUACGCAUGGGAGAUACCAUUCCAAAAAGUUAUAGGCGAUAAAAGAAGAGACGAGCUUAAGGAAGUGAAAUCGGCGACAAUAAUCAGAACAGUGUUUCUUGGUUUCAUGAUCUUCACGGAGAGAGCUACGAUAUUUGUCACCAUACUGACUUAUAUAUUGCUAGGAAAUGUUCUUAGUGCUAACGUUAUUUACCCAUUGCAGCAGUUCAUCAGCGCAGCGCAGGUUAAUAUUACUCUGAUACUGCCUCUAGUUCUGUCAUUUACAGCUGAACUCUUUGUGUCUCUUCGUAGAGUACAAGAAUUUUUAAUAUUGGGUGACCGACCAGAUUUAGUAAUGGACAUCACUAGUCCACGACAGUCCAAGUUGUUCAGGGAUGUCAAUGGUAGCUUCAAGGAGUCAAAGCUUUCACCGGUACAGCCGUUGUCUUAUCACGUCACUUCAGACACUCGGGCCACAAACGGUGUCAAUGGUUCUAUACGAAGGAGAUACCGUAGAAGUCUUUCUCAGUCUAACGAUACUGCUGUUGAAAUAAGAGAUGUAUCAGCUAGUUGGAUAGCUGAUCCCAACUUCCUCGCUCUGAAAAGUAUUUCUUUAAGAAUCCGCAGAGGAAAGCUGUGUGCAAUCAUAGGAGCUGUUGGAUCUGGAAAAUCGUCUAUUUUACAACUGCUGCUCAAAGAAUUGCCAGCGGCAGUUGGCAGCGUUUCCGUGUUUGGCGAUGUUUCUUACGCCUGCCAAGAGGCGUGGCUCUUCCCUAGUACUGUUCGGGAAAAUAUUCUGUUCGGUCUACCCUACGACAAAGAAAAAUAUAGGAGGGUAUGCAAAGUAUGCGCUUUGGAGAAGGAUUUCAAGCAGUUCCCUUACAGCGACCAAACUCUAGUAGGGGAGAGGGGGGUGUCGCUAUCAGGGGGACAGCGCGCCCGAAUCAAUUUGGCACGAGCUGUAUACAGAGAAGCUGAUAUUUACCUACUCGAUGACCCGCUAUCAGCAGUGGAUGCAAAUGUUGGACGCCAACUCUUCGAUGGAUGCAUUAACGGAUACUUAAGAGGACGCACCCGCAUCUUAGUAACACAUCAAAUACAUUUCUUGAAAGCCGCUGACUAUAUCAUCGUUUUAAAUGAGGGUGGUAUUGAAAAUAUGGGUACAUUUGAUGAACUUGUUUCAUCGGGUAAAGAAUUCGCUAUGAUGCUUUCCGCAUUGCAAGAAGGUAAAGACAAAGACAGUGACAGCAUUAAUUCAGGGAAAUCCGAUGACAAAGAAAAACCAGCAUUGUUAAGAGCGAUAUCAACUAAUGAAAGCGAAGAUAUACCUCAGUUUGAAGAGCAGAAAAUGGCAGCAGAAGAAAAACAAUCAGGAAAUUUACGAUGGGACGUUAUUUACUCUUACUUCACCUCUGGUGGAAACAUUUGUUUCAUACUAUUUGCAAUGUUCAUGAUAGUACUUGCGGCUGCGAGCGCAGCCGGUGCUGACUAUUGGAUUAGUUUUUGGUCAAAUCAAAUGGCUGCUUUCGAAGAAGAAAGUGGCGGUGCGGAACUGGAUCCGGGACUAGAUGUCCAAAUUGGUCCCUUUACAACUGGCCAGUACCUAAUCAUUAGUGGAGCUAUAAUUAUUACUUGCAUUUUACUCACUCAUGUCAGAGUUGUUCCAUUCGUUAGUCUGUGUGUGAGCGCAUCGCAAAAACUGCACGACAAAAUGUUCUCUACCUUACUGAAAGGAAUCAUGCGUUUCUUUGAUACUAGCUCUUCAGGUCGUAUCUUGAAUAGAUUUACAAAAGAUAUGGGAGCGUUAGACGAGAUUUUGCCGCGCACGCUAUUAGAUGUGUUCCAAAUUUAUAGCACUUUAUUAUUCAUAUUAGUACUAAACGCCAUAGCUUUGUAUUGGACACUUAUACCUUCAAUAGUCCUACUGAUAUGUUUCUUCUUCUUUGUUAAGUUGUAUUUGAAAACGGCACAAGGUGUCAAAAGAUUAGAGGGCACAACAAAAAGUCCUGUUUUUGGUAUGGUAACAUCAUCUCUUAACGGAAUUGCUACUAUUCGAUCUGCCGGCGCACAAAAAAGACUGAUUGAUGAUUUCGACACUCACCAGGAUCUACACACAUCAGCGUGGAAUUGCUAUUUAGGCGGUGGAUGUACUUUUGGAUUCUACUUGGACGCCAUGUGUCAAAUGUAUUUGACUGUUAUCACUUUUGUAUUUUUAUAUAUAGAUUUUGGUGACUUGAUUGCUGUUGGUACCGUUGGUCUAGCAGUGACACAAAGCAAUAUGUUGACUGCUAUGCUACAGCAUGGAGCUCGUAUGCUUGUAGAAUUUCUCGCACAACUGACUAGUGUCGAGAGAGUUUUGGAGUACACACGUAUAGAAACAGAGGAGAAUCUCUUCGAGGGAUUGCAAACAGUACCAUCCGCGUGGCCGAAUCAGGGGAGAAUUGAAUUUCAAAACGUUUACCUAAAGUAUGCACCUGAUGAAGCACCCGUUCUUAAAAACUUGAAUAUUACCAUAGAAAGUGGAUGGAAGGUGGGCAUCGUUGGAAGAACUGGAGCUGGAAAAUCCUCAUUGAUUUCAGCCCUAUUUAGGUUUGCCUACAUCGAUGGUAAAUUAGUAAUUGAUGGAAUCGAAACAUCAUUAGUAGCUAAACAGAAUUUAAGAUCCAAAAUCUCAAUAAUUCCUCAAGAACCAGUUCUAUUUUCUGCUAGUAUCAGAUACAACUUGGAUCCUUUCAACAUAUACAGCGACGAAGAACUCUGGCGAGCUUUAGAACAGGUUGACAUGAAAUCUGCUGUCCCGUCCUUGGACUUUAAAGUAACAGAAGGAGGCUCUAACUUCUCAGUUGGUCAACGCCAACUUAUGUGCCUGGCCAGAGCAGUUUUACGUUCAAACAAAAUAUUAAUUAUGGAUGAAGCCACUGCUAAUGUCGAUCCCCAAACCGACAAUUUCAUACAACAGACGAUUCGUCGUCAAUUUUCGGAGUGUACAGUGCUGACAAUUGCCCAUCGCCUCAACACGAUUAUGGACUCCGACAAAGUCUUAGUCAUGAGCAGUGGGGAGGUCGCCGAGUUUGAUCAUCCGUACAACCUACUCUCAGAUCCGGACAGUGUAUUUUCUUCCAUGGUCAGAGAAACUGGAGAAAAGAAUAGCCAAGUCUUAUUUGAAGUCGCCAAAGAAAGUUAUUUUCAAACGAAUGUCAAAGAAAGUGAUAGAUGA
Messenger RNA from Danaus chrysippus (African queen), 4077 nucleotides. NCBI's taxonomy places the organism in Eukaryota, Metazoa, Arthropoda, Insecta, Lepidoptera, Nymphalidae. The record is from the annotation of a GenBank genome assembly.